GCGCAGACAGCGUAGAUUAUUUAGCGUAGCUGAGGCCCAGGUAACGGAAGUGGUCCCCCGUGGACGAUUAGCCACAAACCGGGACAACGAGCCUUGGUGGAAGCGGAGAUAUCCACGGAGGCGCUUUAGAUAUUUUUAUUCGGGACAAUCAGAAGGAAUUAACUCCACGGUUUGUGCAGAGCUACAGGAUUCAGUUGGACUGCUACCGUAUGACUCAUGCUGACAGGUCGGUUUCUACCUAAAUGAAGAAAAGCAGCGGGAGUCGAUGAACAGAAAUGUUAUCAUGAAGUCCACAUUAAACGUUCUCUUCUCAUCGACAAACUCAGCUGAUACCUUAAUCUUCAGUAAAGAGAAAAAGAGGAAAUGAGUUAAGUGGACGUCUGGAGGAGCGCACCCCCUUCACCUCCACCUCCAGCUCAGCUUAGUGAAGCAUGGCAGGCCUGCAGCUCGUCACCCCUGCUACUUCACCCAUGGGGCCCUUCUUCGGUCUGCCGUGGCAGCAGGAGGCCAUCCAUGACAACAUCUACACGCCCAGGAAAUAUCAGGUUGAACUUCUCGAAGCAGCUCUUGAACGCAACACUAUCGUCUGCUUGAACACGGACUCAGGGAAGACCUUCAUUGCAGUACUUCUAACUAAAGAGCUCUCCCACCAAAUCCGAGGGAGCUACCAGGAAAAUGCCAAAAGGACAGUUUUCCUGGUGAAUUCAGUGUCAUCUGUAAUUCAACAAGCGGCAGCGGUCAGGACUCACUCAGACCUCCAGGUGGGAGAGUACACAGACUGGAAGGAGGCGUCAGCUUGGUCGGAUCAAAGAUGGAGUCAGGAAAUAUCCACAAAUCAGGUGCUGGUGAUGAUGUGCAACAUCUUCCUCCAUGUUCUGAAGAGUCGGCUCUUACCUCUGUCUAAAAUCAACCUAGUGGUGUUUGAUGAUUGCCACCUGGCAAUCACAGAGCACCCGUACCGUGACAUCAUGAAAUUUUUCGAAGAGUGCACUAGUGGGCCGCGUAUACUGGGCCUCACCGCUUCCAUCCUCAACGGGAAAUGUGACCCGUCGGAUUUGGAGCAGAAGAUCCAGAAUCUGGAGAGAAUCCUGAAAAGCAAUGCUGAAACGGCCACCGACUUGGUGGUCCUGGACAGGUACACCUCUCAGCCGAGGGAGGUGGUGCUGGACUGUGGUCCCUACGUGGACAAGAGCGGCCUUUCAUCCCGUUUGCAGGCAGAGCUGGAUGAAGCUCUCCUCUUCCUCAACGACUGUAACAUCCAUGUUUCCAGGGAGGACAGAGAUCCCACCUUUAUAUCCAAACAGAUCCUGAGCGAUUGCCGGGCUGUGCUGCUGGUUCUUGGUCCCUGGUGUGCAGAUAAGGCUGCGGGUAUAAUGGUGCGGGAGCUGCAGAAGUACAUCAAACACGAGCAGGAAGAACUCAAUAGAAAGUUCCUGCUCUUUACCGACACCAUCCUGCGUAAGGUGCACGCUCUCUGCGAGGAGCACUUCUCCCCCGCCUCCCUGGACCUGAAGUUCGUCACGCCGAAGGUCCUGCGGCUGCUGGAGAUCCUGCAUGAGUAUAAGCCACUGGAGCGACAGCAGUUCGAGAGCGUUGAGUGGUACAACAACCGCAACCAGGACAACUACGUAUCGUGGAGCGACUCGGAGGACGAAGACGAGGACGAGGAGGUGGAGGCCAAAGAAAGGCCCGAGGCUAACUUUCCUUCUCCGUUCACCAACAUCCUGUGCGGGAUCAUCUUUGUGGAGAGGCGCUACACAGCUGUGGUUCUGAACCGUCUGAUCAAAGAAGCAGGGAAGCAGGACCCAGAGCUGGCCUACAUCAGCAGCAACUUCAUCACCGGCCACAGCAUCGGCAAGAACCAGCUGAGGAACAAGCAGAUGGAGGUGGAGUUCAGGAAGCAGGAGGAGGUUCUCCGAAAGUUCAGGGCUCAUGAGACCAACCUGCUGAUUGCCACCAGCAUCGUGGAAGAAGGUGUAGAUAUUCCAAAGUGCAACCUGGUGGUCCGCUUCGACCUGCCCACAGAGUACAGGUCCUAUGUUCAGUCCAAGGGUAGAGCCCGGGCCCCCGUCUCCAACUACAUCAUGUUGGCUGAUUCUGAGCGGACCAAGAGCUUCGAAGAAGAUCUGACCACCUACAAGGCCAUCGAGAAGAUCCUGAGGAAUAAAUGCUCUAAAUCCGUGGAGGUUGGAGAGUUUGAAGCGGAGCAGAGUAUGGAUGAUGAUAACCUCCUCCCUCCGUAUGUCCUGCGUUCUGAGGAUGGAGGUCCACGCGUCACCAUCAACACUGCCAUCGGGCACAUUAACAGGUAUUGUGCUCGGCUGCCCAGUGACCCGUUCACGCACCUCGCUCCCAAAUGUAAAACCGUGGAGACAAGAGAUGGACGCUUUCAGUCUACGCUCUUCUUACCCAUAAACUCUCCUCUGAGAGUUCCAGUCAAGGGUCCCGUCAUGAACUGCGCCCGUCUGUCUGAGAAAGCUGUUGCUCUGCUCUGCUGUGAAAAACUCCAUAAAAUAGGCGAGCUGGACGACCACCUGAUGCCUGUGGGGAAGGAGACGGUGAAGUACGAGGAGGAGCUUGACCUCCACGACGAGGAGGAGACCAAUGUCCCGGGUCGGCCCGGCUCCACCAAAAGGAGGCAGUGCUACCCUAAAGCCAUACCAGAAUGUCUGCAAGACAGCUACGCCCUGCCGGAGCAGACCUACUUCCUGUAUGUGAUUGGGAUGGUCCUCACCACGCCGCUCCCCGAUGAGCUGAACUUCCGUAGGAGGAAGCUGUACCCCCCCGAGGACACCACUCGAUGCUUCGGCAUCCUGACAGCCAAACCGAUACCCCGAAUCCCCCAUUUCCCGGUGUACACGCGCUCUGGGGAGGUGACCAUCUCCAUCGAGCUGCAGAAGUCGGGCUUCACACUCAGCUCGGCCCAGCUGGACCUCAUCACCCGCAUGCAUCAGUACAUCUUCUCUCACAUCCUCCGUCUAGAGAAACCUGCACUUGAGUUCAAGCCAACGUUGGCGGACUCGGCUUAUUGCGUUCUACCUCUGAAUGUCGUUGGAGACUCUGACACUCUUGAUAUGGACUUUAUGUUCAUGGAAGACAUUGAGAAGUCAGAGGCCCGAACAGGCAUUCCUACCACUAAGUACACCAAGCAGAACCCCUUCAUCUUCAAGCUGGAGGACUACCAGGAUGCUGUGAUCAUUCCAAGGUAUCGAAACUUCGACCAGCCUCAUCGUUUCUACGUCGCUGACGUCUACACAGACCUGACGCCGCUCAGCAAGUUCCCAUCGCCGGAGUAUGAGACCUUCGCAGAGUACUACAAAACCAAGUACAACCUGGACCUGUCCAACCUGAACCAGCCGCUGCUGGAUGUAGACCACACCUCUUCAAGACUGAACCUGUUGACGCCUCGACACCUGAACCAGAAGGGGAAAGCUUUGCCUCUGAGCAGUGCGGAGAAGAGGAAGGCCAAAUGGGAGAGUCUGCAGAACAAACAGAUUCUGGUUCCGGAGCUGUGUGCCAUCCAUCCUAUUCCGGCCUCCCUGUGGAGGAAAGCUGUGUGUCUGCCCAGCAUCCUGUACCGCCUCCACUGCCUGCUGACGGCCGAGGAGCUGCGGGCUCAGACUGCCACCGAGGCUGGAGUGGGGGUGAAGACCCUCCCCCCUGACUUCAGGUAUCCAAACCUGGACUUUGGCUGGAAGAGAUCCAUUGACAUAAAAGCUCUUAGCCCCUGUCCCGAAUCCUGCAGCGAAGAGGCUGAAUGUAAGCACCAAAAUCUCACUUUCUUAGCACUUCCCAGCAGUCACCAGGGGCCACUCCUGGCCCCUGCAGACGGGCCCUGCACUGGGAACCUAACAAAUGGCACUACCGUGAUCAAUGACGGCCACAGAGACGAGCACCUUCAACAACUUGACAGUUGCCAAGGCUGCGACGGCAGCUCUGAAUGGAAACACGACGCUACCUCAGUUCCUGCGCAGGCCCCCCUCAGCUCAAGUCCUCCUCAGCCCAGCCAUGAAUGUACCUCCGGGAGGACCUCGCACCACAUUAAUGAAGCUACCUCAGACUGCACUCGUACAGCACCUUCCCCUGACCUAACCGCCGGGCCCCAGGCUGUGGACUCCCCAAGGAACCUGGGCCCCAACCCUGGCCUCAUCUUGCAGGCCUUGACUCUGUCCAACGCCAGCGACGGCUUCAACCUGGAACGGCUCGAGAUGCUCGGGGAUUCCUUCCUGAAGCACGCCAUCACCACCUACCUGUUCUGCACCUACCCUGACGCGCACGAAGGGAGACUCAGCUAUAUGCGCAGCAAAAAGGUGAGCAACUGUAACCUUUACCGUCUGGGGAAGAAGAAGGGGCUUCCCAGCAGGAUGGUGGUGUCCAUCUUUGACCCUCCUGUGAAUUGGCUGCCUCCUGGAUACGUGGUGAACCAGGACAAAAGCAGCUCAGACCGAGUGGACUCUGAGGAGGCGAGAGAGGAGCUGGUUUCCAACGGUAGAUCUGGAAACGACUUUGAUGAUGAGGAUCGGGACGACGAGGGUGAGGAUGUGGAUGAAGAUGAGCUGAUGUUGAAGGAUGAACCAAAGGAUGACGUCAACAUGGAGGAUGACCUGGAAUACUACAAGGAGCACAUCCGUUUCAUUGACAACAUGCUCCUGGGGUCCGGGGCGUUUGGAAAGAAGAUCUCCCUCAGCAGCUUCGGCCCCCCCACAAGCCCAGCUCCAGGCUCCUCCCCUUCCAUGGACUCCUCCUAUGAUUGGAAGGCCCCCAAGAAGCCCGCCCCUCACUCCCACUGUGGUUCAGCGGCCGAGGAGUUUGACUACAGUUCGUGGGAUGCCAUGUGCUACCUGGACCCCAGCAAGGCGGGCGAAGAGGACGACUUUGUGGUGGGGUUCUGGAAUCCAUCGGAGGAGAACUGCGGCACGGAGCUGGGAAAGCAGUCCAUCUCCUACGAUCUGCACACAGAGCAGUGUAUCGCAGACAAGAGCAUCGCCGACUGUGUGGAGGCUCUGCUUGGCUGCUACCUGACGAGUUGUGGGGAGAGGGCCGCCCAGAUGUUCCUCUGCUCGCUGGGCCUCAAGGUGCUGCCGGUGCAGAGGGGCUCUCACACGGCAGCGGUGGUGCCACGAGUUCUGACCUCAGCCGUGGAGCUGAUGUACGGCUGGUUAAAGAUCCCGCCUCGCUGCAUGUUGUCCCACCCUGACGCAGAGCGGACGCUGCAGCACCUCAUCUCGGGCUUUGAAAACUUUGAAAAAAAGAUCAACUACACAUUUCAGAACAAGGCGUACCUGCUGCAGGCCUUCACCCACGCCUCGUACCACUAUAACACCAUCACAGAUUGUUACCAGCGGCUGGAAUUUCUGGGCGACGCGAUUUUAGACUACCUCAUAACGAAGCACCUUUAUGAAGACCCGCGGCAACACUCGCCCGGAGUGCUGACCGACCUGCGCUCGGCGCUCGUCAACAACACCAUCUUCGCCUCGCUCGCCGUGAAAUACGACUAUCACAAGUUCUUCAAGGCCAUCUCUCCAGAGCUGUUCCACGUCAUCGACGACUUUGUGCAGUUCCAGCUGGAGAAGGACGAGAUGCAGGGCAUGGACUCUGAGCUGCGACGCUCUGAGGAGGACGAGGAGAAGGAGGAGGACAUCGAGGUGCCCAAGGCCAUGGGGGACAUCUUUGAGUCUCUGGCUGGAGCCAUUUACAUGGACAGCAGGAUGUCCCUGGAGACGGUGUGGCAGGUCUAUUAUCCAAUGAUGAGGCCUCUCAUUGAGAAAUUUUCUGCCAACGUUCCUCGCUCUCCUGUCCGGGAACUCCUGGAGAUGGAACCAGAAACUGCCAAAUUUAGCCCUGCAGAGCGUACCUACGACGGGAAGGUGCGUGUGACGGUGGAGGUAGUCGGGAAGGGAAAGUUCAAAGGAGUCGGCCGCAGCUACCGGAUCGCCAAGUCGGCGGCUGCCCGCCGAGCUCUGCGCAGCCUCAAAGCCAAUCAACCUCAGGUCCAAACCAACUGAGCUGCCAGCAGCUCCCAGCAUUAGCACCUAGCAGAGAGGACAGAGCGGCGGUCCCCGGAACGCCGCGUGGAGACGCCACAGCAGAACACUCUGAGCUCACAUCCUGCUUAUUUUACCUUUUCCUUUGCGCAGAUACAAUCUUUGUUUGUGCUUCGUGUGACCACGAGUGCUUUAUCGUCCCAGCUGAAGAGGUCAGGUGUGCUGCUGUGUUCGUUAGACGAACCUCUUGCUCAAUCUUAGAAAAAGCUCCGGGCCCGGUGGAAGUGAAAUGGGUCCGAUACCACUGCAGUUUCCCGGCUCUCUCUCUCUCUCUACACCUCCAGCCGGUUUCUUCAUCAGUUUGCACUUAUUCCAUCAGUUUUCCGAACAAUCUGUCACUCUGACGCCAAAACCCCCCUCGUAGCAAAGCGAGUGAACAUGAACUCAUGAUUAUGAUGAAAAUGAUGUGGCCUCUGACCCUGAGGCCGGCCCUCAUAUCCUGAGUUAGGAGACCCAACAUUCCCAGUUACUGUAGAUGUUCCCAUGUUGUUGUGGCUCCAGUGGAAACAUGCAGACGGCUCAGCGACAGGCGAAGAGCUGUCCGCCUCUGCCGGAUGUACCAAAGCUGAAUCAACAUGUGACGAUGAUCCGAGGCUGAAUUAUUCCUGAGGAAACCAGCUUUGGAUUUUAUUUCCUUCUGAUUAAUGUUGCUUCCUGCUAAAUGUGGUCGAUAAGCCUUGUUUUUUGUUUUUGUUUAUUUUUUUUUCACGUGAAUACCUCAGUUAACUGCAUGCAUCUCUUGUCUCUUUUCUGUUUGGUGCUAUGUUUUUGUAUUAAGCUUGAACUUCUCAUCUUUUUGCACUGUAACUACAAUACCUCUUUAUUUGACCUUUUGUCGACCUGUCGCCAUGUGGCCCUGUCCCGUCUUGCUCAGCGGGAAAGGGGCGGGGCCAGUUAGCUGUUGUUGGAUCCGUGCGGAUGCAUCAGUGUCGCUGCAGAGGGGAUCAUCAGGCUGCACUCUUAAGAUCCGUGUGGUUUCUACCUCAGCUCCGUGACACCGACAUCCACGCUCGCUGCAGCCGCGUUUCUCAGUGCCUUUCCCACGGGGGACAUCCUCCACUCAUCAAAACGUCACUGAACGGGUCUUUACCUUGAAGCUUGACAAAUGCAUGGGCUGUACAGUGUACCAGCAUUCAACACACUGAAGAGGGAGGGUUACAAACUUGAAUAUAAUCCGCAAAAAAAAAAAAGGCUUAACAGAUGAGAACAAAUCGUCUGAGCGAGUCGUGAUGCAGCAGGAAACUGGUUUCCAGGUUUUGGUUAAUCGGUUAACAAGAUCUGAUGUUCUUAACUUAAAGCAGCCGAGUUGGCGAAAAUAUUUUUGCAGAUUUUAGCUGAUAUUCUAUUCUAGAUUUACAUUUUUUUGGUUGUUUUUAUUUUAAACCAAUAAGUAUAAUGUAUUUGUACCCUGAUUAAAAUAUUGUGGCCUUACAUAAAAAGAUGCCACUUUAGCAUAGGUUUGUUAUGAAACCAUUUUUAAAAAACGCUAAGAUGACGGCUUCCGAUUCCUGAUCUAUAUGACCCUGUUCGUUUAGAACCUGCAGAACUUCUGUUCCACUGUAUUGCUCCUCUCCUUGUUUUUUUAUUUUUAUUUUCAUGUAGAGCCGCAGGUUGCUGUAAAUCCAGAGUUGCUCAUCUUGCGGUAACCUAGCCCGCUCUGCAGCUCCAGCACCUUCGCUCGGCAUGACUCGCUGCACCGCACCUGUCGAGUGUCUGCCUGUUUGUUUUGGUCCCACCGAGUGCAGCCUGUGGUCGCCUCUCGGAUCCGACAUCCUGGGUCCGCGGUGAACUCUGUGAGAGUGAAACGUUUCUGUCGGACUCUGCAUCCUCCUCCUCCAGGCUCUCGUUGUUUCUUUUUUUUUUCUUUGAUAAACAUGUAGCACAAAGAGCAUUGCACUUGGCGCCAUAUUUUUACCUCAUGUCAGAGUGGAAGGGAGCCGGUCAAGGAGUCUGGACCGCCGGCGUUACACAGAACGUUCCCGCAGGUCGCCACCUGAUCCUACACUGAAAGAAGCUUACCUGCUGCCUUCCAUUAAUCCAACCACAGAGAACUGCUGCGAGUUCAUGUCGGGCCUGGUUCUGUUUGGAUCUCUGACCUCCUGCUGACAGCAGCCUAAAGGAAAACCCACUCUGCGCUGACCUGAUGAUCCGCUCACUGAUAAACGCCCAGCUGAUACCUUUCUGUUAGAUCUGCGAUUAUGAAACUCGUUCUGCGAUCAGAGGUUUACCUGAGAGGAAACUUUCAGCCCAUUUUUACGCAAGUCGUUGAUCAUGUUUGACUGACCGAGCCUCUGUGAUGAUGGAUGUUUGUGUGCAUUUAGUUGUCAGUUUUGCCUCAAAUGCCACAAACCGUUCCAGCUGAUUUCAGGAAGGCUGAUUCUUCCUCCUCCUUUUUUCCCGACGAAUCAUUGAUCCGUUUAUGCUCCAGCUGGUUAAGCUGAGUCGUUUCUUACCAUCUGUGAACGGUUUCUCUCAAGCUUUAAUGUUGAAGCUGCCAUCUGUUUGGGAAUGGAGGUUUUAGGAUCCUCUGAAUCUAGUUUCUAUUUGAUUUAAAUGGAUUUGGUGGUUGUAUCUGCUCCUGCAGACCCUGAAUGUCUUUAUCCAGCACUGCUCUAAGUUCCAGCACUGUCUCGGAGAGCUGCCCUCCUCCCUAUUAGUAAACCCUUGACCUCCAUCACUGAGAAAAAUCAAAUCCGUUUUCAGUUUAACAUAAGAAGAAGACAGACGGAAAUGGUUCAGAUGUUUUUAUUCAUACAGAAAUGCUGGUGCAGCCAUUCUGGUUCUGCUUUUCUGGACGAAGUGUUCAUAAAGCUCCAGCUUCUAUUGAAAGAAAAUGGUUAGACAGUAUUAAAGGUAGAAGCUAAGCAUCUGAGCCAUCUGUGUUUGUCUUCAAUCUCUCAUGGUGAAUCUGACAGAUCAGUCUGAGGUACAUUUAGAGAGAUGUUCAGUGCCUGAGCUCCAGCAGAGGGCAGCAGUGGACUGUGAUGUGCAGCAGAGCAACCUCCAACCCAAGCAGAGGGAACUGAUCGGUUUAGUUUGGGUUUUUAUCUCCAGUUCUAGAUGCAGAGGCUGAUCUUAGGUGAAGCUGCAGCCCGGUUUGUAAUGUAGCUGAUCCUGGGUCAGCGUGGGGAACGUCGGGAACAUUAAUGUAACAUUAAGCUGCAGUGGUGUACAGUCUGCACCUUAUGGAUCACAGAGACCUUUGCUAUGUUUUUUUUUUCCUUUGGAUGUUUGUUUGUGUAGCUCUGUAUAUCUCCAAUAAAGUCCUGAUCAUCAGCUCA
This is a messenger RNA of Cyprinodon tularosa, 9325 nucleotides long. It is a transcript of the gene dicer1, whose product is annotated as dicer 1, ribonuclease type III. Bases 432 to 6005 code for a protein of 1857 amino acids. Gene Ontology annotation, molecular function: ATP binding; RNA binding; deoxyribonuclease I activity. Gene Ontology annotation, biological process: pre-miRNA processing; apoptotic DNA fragmentation; siRNA processing. The record is from RefSeq and is a predicted model, not a curated record. NCBI's taxonomy places the organism in Eukaryota, Metazoa, Chordata, Actinopteri, Cyprinodontiformes, Cyprinodontidae. The transcript is spliced from 30 exons. Gene Ontology annotation, cellular component: nucleus; cytoplasm; RISC complex.